This is a messenger RNA of Fusarium musae, 1338 nucleotides long. RefSeq lists its product as uncharacterized. Gene Ontology annotation, biological process: lactate metabolic process. The record is from RefSeq and is a predicted model, not a curated record. Gene Ontology annotation, molecular function: heme binding; L-lactate dehydrogenase (cytochrome) activity. The transcript is spliced from 5 exons. Bases 1 to 1338 code for a protein of 445 amino acids. NCBI's taxonomy places the organism in Eukaryota, Fungi, Ascomycota, Sordariomycetes, Hypocreales, Nectriaceae.
AUGCAUAACAAGGUCUACGAUCUUACAGAGUUUCUUCCAAAUCAUCCAGGAGGAAAGAAGGUGAUCCUGAAAAAUGCGGGCAAAGACUCUACCGCAGACUUCGAUUUGAUUCACUCGAAUGACGUUCUUGAUAAGUGGCUCGAGCCAUCCAAGCACCUGGGCGAUAUCGAUACCAGCGCAGCAGGCACAUCCGCAAACGGAGCCAUUCAGUCUGAUGAACCGGAACAGAGCCAAAGCACUCUGAUAAGCAAGCCAAAGUUAUCACAAUGCGUGAAAAUAUCGGACUUCGAGUCUGUAGCACAACAGACGAUGAAGAAAUCUUCGUGGAACUACUAUUCCACUGGGGCUGAGGACGAAUUUACCAUCAAUGAGAAUAACGCGGCAUUCCAACGCAUACGGUUUCGGCCAAAGGUUCUUGUCAACGUUGAGCAUGUGGAUAUCUCUACCACUAUGCUUGGAGCACAUACAUCCGCUCCAAUCUACAUAACAGCCACUGCACACGCAAAGCUUGGAGACCCUGACGGCGAAGUGACGUUGGCGAGAGCAAGCAACAAGCAUGAUAUCAUCCAAAUGAUACCAUUGUACUCAUCAUGUCCUCUUGGCGACAUCACGAAUGCUAGGGAACCCGAUCGCACUCAAUGGUAUCAAAUUUAUGUCAAGAAGGAUCGGAAUGUGACGCGGAAGGCUGUUGAAGCUGCGGAGGCACGAGGUUGUAAAGCUUUGUGCAUCACUGUUGAUAAUCCACAUCUCGGAAGUCGCGAGAAGGUCCUAAGUUCGCAACAGAAUGAGUAUGAAGACGACGAAUUUCAAGAUGCACCAGCAACAGAGCUGGAUCCGUCUCUCAUAAUGAACUCAACUCUGUCUUGGGGUGAUAUCCCGUGGUUCCAAGAAAUCACCAGCAUGCCGAUCGUCCUCAAAGGCGUGCAGCGAGUUGAAGACGUCAUAAAGGCAGCAGAAUAUGGCGUCCAAGCUGUGAUUAUCUCUAAUCAUGGCGGACGACAACUCGAUUACUCAGAGGCUCCAAUUGAUGUCCUCGUAGAGGCUAUGCCCAUCUUAAGAGAACGAGGCCUUCAGGGUAAGCUUGAGGUGUAUAUUGACGGUGGGGUUCGCCGCGGGUCAGAUGUGUUAAAAGCUUUGUGUCUCGGGGCUCGUGGCGUUGGCAUCGGUCGCCCGUUUCUCUACGCGAUGGCUGCCUAUGGGCAAAUAGGACUUGAGAAAGCUAUUCGCAUCUACAAAGAUGAGCUUGAAAGGAAUAUGCGACUUCUUGGGUGCACCUCUAUUGAUCAGCUUCACCCACGGAUGGUAAAGGUGCUCGGCGAGGUUCGAGAAAGGCUAUAA